Paraglomus occultum is the source of this 547-nucleotide messenger RNA. NCBI's taxonomy places the organism in Eukaryota, Fungi, Glomeromycota, Glomeromycetes, Paraglomerales, Paraglomeraceae. The record is from the annotation of a GenBank genome assembly.
AGGAAUAAUGGACAUGACACCAAAAAGUGAUUUUGUAAAACAAAUCCCUGAUGAACUAUAUAAAAAAUACCUUAUGUCACUUGAAUCUUUUGAUAAUUUGAUCCCAGAAGAAACACAUGAGUUUUUUGUGAACUUUUUUGAACAAGAUUUGACAUGUCAACAGCGGUCAGAUGCUGUUGAUGCUCUUGAUGGAAGAGACUAUAAAGAAGAUGCCUUUUCAUUAGAACACAUGAAUCCCUUAUUACAGAAUGCUGAAGCAUUGGAAGCACCUCACUUGAACAAUUAUAUUCACCCCUGUUUCAAGGCUGCUCUUUGGCAAUGUGGAAAUGUCUAUUAUUCAUUUGGUGAGAUUCCCUCUGUUGGACAACAAAGAGGAGAUGGAUCAGGUCUGACAGUUGAUGCAGACAAAUAUGAAAUUGUCUAUGUGGAGGGCUCUCACUCAGCCAAAGUUGAAGAUGGGAAGGAAUUGAAUGAUCAAUCAAAGAUUGCUUUCAACUUAAGAAAGAUGUUGUUUGAUAUUGUCAAAGACAGAGUAGAAAAACGAUGA